Molecule: messenger RNA, 903 nt
Organism: Aspergillus calidoustus
Lineage: Eukaryota; Fungi; Ascomycota; Eurotiomycetes; Eurotiales; Aspergillaceae
Source: the annotation of a GenBank genome assembly
AUGGCACAGCAGGACUACGAGGUCUACAAACUCGGCGAUUGGGAGCUUCAGAGCAAAGAAAAGCUGAUCGACGCCCAUAUAGCAUACAAGACGUUCGGUAACCCGGAGUCGCCUGCUAUCGUGUAUCCCACGUGGUUUUCUGGGCUCCUCUCAGACAACUUUUGGCUUAUAGGGGAAGACAAGACCCUUAACCCAAAGAAUUAUUUCAUCAUUGUCCCUGCGCUGUUUGGGAACGGCCAGUCAACUUCUCCUUCAAAUUAUUCCGUUGACGGAGAGUGGCCGAAAUGUACCUUCUACGACAACGUCCGGGCCCAGUAUCAGCUUGUCACCGAGCACUUUGAAAUCAAGCAUCUGCGUGCUGUAAUCGGGUGGUCAAUGGGAGGCGCCCAGACUUAUCAGUGGGCGACGCAGUAUCCUGAUUUCAUGGACUUGGCUAUCCCAUUCUGUGGGGCGGCGAGGACUUCCUUGCACAACCAAGUCUUUUUAGAGGGAGUCAAGAGUGCUUUGCUCGCAGCCAAGGGUAUCCGCUCAGCUGGAUCUGGGCAAGGCGGCGUUAUUGUAUCGGGACAGACUUUGAGAACCUGGAGUGACAGUGAGAGAGAAGUAGGACUGAAGGCAUUCGGGAGAGGCUAUGCUGGCUGGGGCUUCUCACAAACAUUCUACCGGAAGAAGCUGUACGAGACUGAAUUGGGUUUUAAAGACCUGGAAGAUUUCUUGCAGGGCUUCUGGGAAAAAUGGGCUCUGUCAAAAGACCCAGGAAACCUACUAGCAAUGGCAGAGACCUGGCAGAACGGCGACGUCAGCCAGCAAGAGCCAUACGGUGGCAAUUUCGAAAAGGCCAUGGCUGCGAUAAAAGCCAAGACGCUGGUCCUUCCAGCGAAAACGGAUCUCUACUUCCCGUAA